This is a messenger RNA of Kluyveromyces lactis, 804 nucleotides long. It is a transcript of the gene BUD23, whose product is annotated as 18S rRNA (guanine1575-N7)-methyltransferase. The transcript has a single exon. Gene Ontology annotation, molecular function: rRNA (guanine) methyltransferase activity. The coding region runs from base 1 to 804 and encodes 267 amino acids. Gene Ontology annotation, biological process: rRNA (guanine-N7)-methylation. Lineage: Eukaryota; Fungi; Ascomycota; Saccharomycetes; Saccharomycetales; Saccharomycetaceae. Gene Ontology annotation, cellular component: nucleolus. The record is from RefSeq and is a predicted model, not a curated record.
AUGUCACGUCCAGAAGAUUUGGCACCACCAGAAGUGUUUUACAAUGACAGUGAAUCUAAGAAGUAUAGUGGCUCCACAAGAGUGCAACAUAUUCAAGCUAAAAUGACACUUCGGGCCUUAGAACUUCUCAACCUGCCACAUACAUCAUAUAUCUUGGAUAUUGGGUGUGGGUCUGGUUUAAGUGGUGAAAUCAUCACUGAAGAAGGACAUAUAUGGUGUGGAUUAGACAUUUCUCCUAGUAUGUUAGCUGAAGCGCUAGAAAGAGAAGUUGAAGGUGAUCUUAUGUUACACGAUAUAGGUCAAGGUAUUCCAUUUAGAGCAGGUGUAUUUGAUGCGGCAAUUAGUAUAUCUGUGAUUCAAUGGUUAUGUAAUGCGGACACAUCGUACAACGAUCCAAAGAGAAGGCUCAUGAGGUUCUUCAAUACACUAUUUGCUAGUUUGAAGAAAGGAGGAAAAUUUGUAGCACAAUUCUAUCCAAAGAAUGAUGAUCAAAUAGACCAAAUCUUGGGAGCAGCAAAAGUAGCUGGAUUCUCUGGUGGCCUUGUCAUUGAUGAUCCCGAGUCCAAAAAGAACAAGAAGUACUACUUGGUAUUAAGCUCCGGAUCUACAGAACAGAAUGAACAAGUCAACUUGGAUGGUGUUAAGAUGGAUGCAGAUCUAAUGGUAAAGAGAGAGCGUAAAAAGAAACUAGUUGAAUCAAGUAAGGAUUACAUCAACAGAAAGAAGGAGGUGAUGAAAAAAAGAGGUAGAAAGGUAGCUCUCGACUCGAAGUUUACGGGUAGAAAGAGAAGACCUAGGUUUUAG